Molecule: messenger RNA, 816 nt
Organism: Coniosporium apollinis CBS 100218
Lineage: Eukaryota; Fungi; Ascomycota; Dothideomycetes
Exons: 2
Coding region: 1-816 (271 amino acids)
Source: RefSeq, a predicted model, not a curated record
AUGUCGUCCUCCAACCGCCCUUCCGGCCUCAUUGCCAACAGCGGCAUCGAGCUACUCACUUGGGGUACGCCAAACGGCCAUAAAGCCUCGAUAAUACUCGAGGAGCUGAAAGAGGCGUACGGAAAGGAUUAUGUUUUCCAGGGCAUCAACAUCUCGGAGAACAUUCAGAAGGAGCCUUGGUUCACGAAGCUGGGACCCAAUGGUCGUAUCCCAGUCGUCGUGGAUCAUGACCAGGGCGGCUUUCCUGUCCAGGAGGGAGCUGCCAUCCUCGCAUACCUCACUCGGCACUAUGACCCAGAACACAAAUUCAGUUUUACCGACCCCUUGGACCUAAGCCGCGCGGAACAAUGGAUUGCCUGGCAGCACGGCGGCCUUGGGCCGAUGCAAGGCCAAGCCAACCACUUCUACCGUCUAGCGAAGGAGCGCAUCCCGUAUCCCACCCAGCGCUACGUCGGCGAGACGGAGCGCCUCUACGGCACCCUCGACUCGCAUCUCAAGGACCGUGACUACAUCGUCGGCGAAGGCAGGGGGAAGUACAGCAUUGCGGACAUUGCAAACUUCAGUUGGGUCAACGUGGCAUAUUUCGCUGGCGUGAAGCUGAGCGACUUCCCCAAUCUGGAGGAGUGGUGGGCGAGGGUCAAUGAGAGGCCAGCGGUAAAGAAGGGCACGAGUGUGCCGAGCGAGAGCCAGAUUGUCAAUGCGGCGUAUCUGAGGCGGCUGAAAGAUGAGCCGGAGUUCAAGCAGCAGGAGGAGGAACUGGCGGAGCUGUUGAAGAAGGCGAAGGAGCAGUAUAAUUAUAAGUAUAGCUCGCCUUAA